Molecule: messenger RNA, 2517 nt
Organism: Asterias rubens (European starfish)
Lineage: Eukaryota; Metazoa; Echinodermata; Asteroidea; Forcipulatida; Asteriidae
Exons: 20
Coding region: 187-2517 (776 amino acids)
Biological process (GO): G protein-coupled receptor signaling pathway
Cellular component (GO): membrane
Molecular function (GO): G protein-coupled receptor activity
Source: RefSeq, a predicted model, not a curated record
AGCAGCUUGCAAAACUUCCGGAGUGUGGUAUUUGGGAAUGGUGUUAUACAGCUUGCAGUACGUCCACACCUGGAUAGAUGUCUUCUAACUGGACCUGAGACCACCUAGCAUAACCGAUGCUAAGCAGCAAGUUUGAAUCCUUUAUAUUAGCAGCAGGUAAUACAACAACAGGUACCCAAAUUCAACAUGGCGCAGUCCUUGUCUGAUGAAGAGUUCCAGCGAAUGCAGGAUCAACUACUGGAGUUGAGGACUUCAAAUUAUCAGCUGAGUGAUAAAUGCAGAAAACUAGGAAAUGAAUUAACUACACUUCAAACAACAGCAGCAAAUUAUGAAAAAGACCUACUGAAAGCAAACAAGACCAUCAGCAAAAGUAAAAAGGCUAAGGAUGUUGAGGCACUGUUGUCAGAGCUGGAGAGUCUUCAACAAAAGCUCCAUAGUCAAGAAGAUGACUUCAGAUUACAGAACUCAACCCUCAUGCAGGAACUCUCCAAGCUAUGUACAAGCAAUGAGGAGCUUGAGAAGGAGGUUAACCAGUUGAGAAUGGGUCAAAGUUCAUCCAAGGUCACACCCACUGAUGAUAGCAAUCUACAGGGAGAGUUACGGAGGUUGCAAGCUUUAAAUACCGUUCUGCAGAAGAGCCUUAACAGUACUCAAGAGAAAUCAGAAGCAGAAAUAGCAGCAUUAAAGCAAACUAUCAGUAACAUGAACGGGGCAGGCACCGUGUUAGAGGAGAGAACUCCGCCUGCCGGGGCAUCAGUUGAUGAUGUCACGAAUACGGAAUCACCCGAUUCUCCAUCACAGGCAUCUGAGAAAGAUGCCCCGCUGGAAUCGGAGUUAAACAGUCUGCUCACUGAUGAGCUUGAUGCUUUUCUUGAAGAUGUAAAGUUAUCCGACGUAACUAGUGACUUUGACGACGGUUUAGAAUCUAAAGAUCCAGUAGCAGUACUACAAGGCCAUGCCAAACAGCUGAAGCACAGACUCAGUGGGGCUUUAGUCCGCAACAUGGAAAGUCUAGUCAAACUGAUGUCCAAAGAUGAAGUGGAUGACAAAGGCGGUGAAAGUUUUGAUUCUACAACUCAGGCUGAAUCACAGGGUUUAGUUACACCAGAGAUGACAACCAAAGGUUUCAGUGAUCUUCAACUGGUGAUAGAUACUGAGAAGGAGGAGAAGCGAUUACUGAAGGAGCAGCUACACCAAGCCCAAGUUUCUCACAAAGCUGAAGUUGCCAACUUAACUCAAGAAAUUGCGAAGCUCAUUGAGAAGACGAAAGAAGAAACAAGAGAGAGUGCAUCACAUGGUCACCGUGAAGGAGAUUCUCUCGCCCUACCAAGUUACAUUGCAACGGCACUCAGCGACCUCCAAAAGAGACUGUUGAAACUCCCAUUUAACUGCUUCUACUUUGACCUCAUAAUGGAGGCUCUGAUAUCUUCUAAUACCAGAAACACCAGCUUUGGAAAUAGAUCUAUGGAAAUGAGCGAAGUGAAAACAGAGACUGGUGGCUGGGGAAGUUUCGCCCGAAGUGACUUUGUCAUUGUUCUCUACAGCAUCAUCUGCGCGGUUGGAAUCACUGGUAACUUCCUCGUUACGUUCGUACUCCUCCGCGUACCAACUCUGCGCUCGAACACCAGCGAUUUCUUAAUCCAUCUCUCCCUCGUCGACUUCAUAGUGUGCGUUCUGGUCAUCCCAAAUUUCCUGGUCGUGGUGGAAACUGCCCCCUCCCCGAACCCGGGGUUCUUCAGCGAGCUGUGGUGCCGAUUCUCCAACGGCAAGUUCCUGUUCUGGGUAUGCGCCCUGACGUCAGUGUUCAGUCUGGUCACCGUUAACUUGGAACGGUUCGUUGCCAUCGUCUACCCACUCAAGUACAAAGUGGUGUUCACCAGAAGAAACAAAAUCAUCAUGAUCACCACUUGCUGGAUUCUGGCCACUCUUUCUAAAACGUUUAUACUGUUCCUGUACGACGAAGGGGAGAACGUCGGGUGUCGAUUUUUAGGCUGGCCGAACCCAGAAGUCCAGGCGGUUGUGGGGUUGUAUACUUUCAUCGUCCAACUACCUGGCCCCUUCUUAGUGAUGGUUUGGGCACAAUGGCGAGUCAUUUCAACAUUAAAGAGACAGAUGAAGGUUCUUAAAGGUCGGAUGGCUUCAUCAACCGUUAACCCGGCCGAUCAGCGUAAGAUGUGGCAACUCCGAGCGUCUCAAACUCUCAUCAGGACCCUCCUGACCUUCGUCAUCACCUUCGCAGUCUGCUGGGCUCCAAUCCAGGUCAUGUUUCUCGUCUACAACUUUGGUGUCUACGUGGACUUCUCAUCACCAUUUCGCCACAUCUCAGUCAUGCUCUCCGUGGGUAACUCAUGCGUGAACCCCAUACUCUACACGCUGAUGAACAAGCCAUUUCGGAAGGGUAUUCGUGAGUCGUUGUGCAAGAGAAGGAAUUCAGUCAAUGAUGGCGGUGGUACGUCAUCAGUUCGACAUCCGGGGACUAUGACAAUGGAAACUGCCAUGACAACUAAGGGUACCUAA